GCCCCGCCCUUCUUCUUGAAAGCGACAUUUUACUGUCAUCCAGCUGGUGUAUGUAACGUAGAUCAGUGUUUUGUUUACUUUCCUUUACUAUCCAAAGGACAGGGAACGAUUUCCUCUUAUACAUUACUUUUCCAAGUUAACGAAGUAAUAAAAGUGCCCGUUUCGACUGCCAGAGUAUAGCUCGCAGUUGUGAGGAAGCAGGUUGCCAUGAACUGCCGCUCGGAAGUGCUGGAGGUGUCGGUGGAGGGGAGGCAGGUUGACGAGGCCAUGCUGGCCUUGCUGCACACGAUUCUGCUGCACCGCAGCACGGGCAAAUUCCACUACAAGAAGGAGGGCACCUACUCCAUUGGGACCGUGGGCACGCAGGACAUCGACUGCGACUUCAUCGACUUCACCUUCGUACGAGUGUCUUCGGAGGAGCUCGACAGGGCCAUCAGGAAAGCAGUUGGAGAAUUUAAGGAAGCUCUGAGCAACUCUGGCAGUGAUGGGAUGGGUCAGAUUUCUCUGGAGUUCUACCAGAAAAAGAAGUCCCGUUGGCCAUUUUCAGAUGAAUGCAUCCCCUGGGAAGUCUGGAGCAUCAAAGUCAACGUAGUCAACCUGGCUAAUGAGCAAGAGAGGCAGAUCUGCAGAGAGAAAGUGGGCGAGAAACUGGGCGAAAAAGUCAUCAACAUCGUGGAGGUGAUCAGCCGCCAUGAGUACCUGCCUAAGAUGCCCACGCAGUCUGAGGUGGACAAUGUGUUUGACACCAGCCUGAAAGACGUCCAGCCUUAUCUAUACAAGAUCACAUAUCAGAUCACAGACUCUCUUGGCACCUCUGUGAGCACAACUAUGAGAAGGCUCAUCAAAGAUACAUUGGCAUUAUGAGAGAACUAUCAUCAGUCAUCAGGCUCUGAUGACUUAUUUUUGUGUAGCCAUUUAGUGUCACACUGUAGAGGAAAUUUAGAGUAGGGAGCAUCUCUGGUGAUACUGAAACACUAUUUUUCUGGUUCCUCUCCCAAGUUUCUUUCCUGGAUGAAGCGCUGUAUACAGUUUCAGAGGUACCUGUUUGAAAAACAUGGUAUAUUUUGUGACAUACGGAAGUCAUGCUGUUAUUUUACAACUAAAUUACAACAAUUAAUUUGUUUGUGGCAUACAGGAACAGCCUGAGGGAGCCCAAUAACUUAAUGUAAAUAACCUUUUUUUUAUUUCAAAGUAUGAUACUAAAAGUGCUGAAAUGUUAUAUUGAAUUUAAACAUUUAACUUCUGUUGUAUUAUAAUGUUACAUGUGCCACCAUUGCACUAAGAAUUAUGUAUUAUAAAAAUAAGCUUAGUUUCAUUUACAGGGUAAAUAAAAGUGGUUGCUUUAUGAAAUCAUACUAAGAAUUAAUUCAGAUGCAGACCAAUAUUGACUUUGGUAAUGACUGUAGUUACAGAAAGCUUUAUAAGUAACAAAUUGCUUUGCAGUUAAUGUUCCCCAGUUAAAGUUCACAACUCUAGUGAUGGGAUCAAAUUACCUUAAGUUAAACUUGAGUACAAGAAUACUUUUGUGGCUAGACUAUCAUACACUACUGCAUGGUUUCAUACAGAGAUGCAGACUCACUCUUGCAAAAAAACUAAUUAAAAAAGAAAUACAUUGUUAAUAUGACAUAUACAAUUUGUCUUCAGAUUUUCCUUUGAAUUUGUGUAAAUUGUUUUCAUGUAGAGGGUAAUGACGUAUGGGACAUGUAAAAUGUGUGCUUUAAUGAUUUCCAUUUGGUUAGUAUUCCUCAGGGAACCAUCAGUGAAUAUGACAUGCCGAAAUUCACUUCCUGAAUCCAAGCCAAGAAAUUAGUCACUUCUGUUCAAGCUGCUAAAAAAAAAAGCUUAAAAAAUCUUUUUGGCCAUGGCAGCGGCCAUCUGGCCAAAGGUUGGUCUCUAUCCUGUUUAGAACAGCCUUAACUCAAGGCCACUUCAGAAGGUUCA
Messenger RNA from Scleropages formosus (Asian bonytongue), 1941 nucleotides. It is a transcript of the gene atg101, whose product is annotated as autophagy related 101. The record is from RefSeq and is a predicted model, not a curated record. NCBI's taxonomy places the organism in Eukaryota, Metazoa, Chordata, Actinopteri, Osteoglossiformes, Osteoglossidae. The transcript has 3 exons. Bases 208 to 864 code for a protein of 218 amino acids. Gene Ontology annotation, molecular function: protein kinase binding. Gene Ontology annotation, cellular component: Atg1/ULK1 kinase complex; phagophore assembly site. Gene Ontology annotation, biological process: autophagy; autophagosome assembly.